GUUGUCGCGGGCAGAGUCCGGCCCAGAGCGAGGCCCUGUUGCUGCCGCUAUCGGGAGGCGCAGCCGUUACCCGCGGCGCGACGCGGGGCCGCCGUCUCGCCCGUCACAGGCGGCCCGGCCGGCUCGGCGCGGCGGCCAGGGCGGGGCGCAUGGCGGAGAGGCCAUGAUGUGAACUACAGCAAUUUAGCAGCUGAUUCCCGAGUGGUUCAGUGUUUGUCUCCUGAAUGAGUUCUAGGUCAAAUGAUUAGUUCUGUGACAAGACAGCAUGACACUUCGAGUAUGACAGAAGCCCUGAUGCUGCAGCAGAGGCUGGGAAUAUUAAUGGCCAAAUCUAGAGAUCACAUGGUCUUCUAAAGAAGUCAUGGGUAGCUGCUGUAGCUGUCCAGAUAAAGAAACUGUCCCAGAUAACCAUCGAAAUAAGUUUAAGGUUAUUAACGUGGAUGAUGAUGGUAAUGAACUGGGUUCUGGCAUAAUGGAACUUACAGAUACAGAACUAAUUUUGUACACCCGUAAAAGGGACUCUGUAAAAUGGCACUACCUCUGUCUCCGUCGCUAUGGCUAUGACUCAAAUCUUUUCUCUUUUGAAAGUGGCCGAAGGUGUCAAACUGGACAAGGAAUCUUUGCCUUUAAAUGUGCCCGUGCAGAAGAGCUGUUUAAUAUGUUGCAAGAGAUAAUGCAGAAUAAUAGCAUAAAUGUGGUAGAAGAACCAGUAGUAGAAAGGAAUAAUCAUCAAACUGAGUUGGAAGCUCCAAGAACCCCUCGAACACCAACCACUCCUGGAUUCAAUGCACAAAGUUUACCUAAUGGCUACCCCAGAUAUCCAUCUUUUGGAGAUGCUUCAUCACAUCCUUCCAGCAGACAUCCUUCUGUUGGAAGUGCACGUCUCCCCUCUGUUGGUGAAGAAUCAACGCAUCCUUUACUUGUAGCAGAGGAGCAAGUGCACACUUAUGUCAACACUACUGGGGUACAAGAGGAAAGAAAAAACCGAUCAAGUGUGCAUGCGCCACUGGAAUCAAAGCUUUCAAACACUGAAACAACUAAAGUGAAAGAAGAUCAGAUGUGUACUGAUGACAGAGAUGCUCAGGUUCUCCUGGAGCCUGAAGGAGUCAAGUUUGUUUUAGGACCAACACCUGUUCAAAGGCAGUUAAUGGAAAGAGAAAAACUGGAGCAACUUGGGAGAGAUCAAGUUAGCGGCAGCAGCACAAACAACACUGAAUGGGACACUGGGUACGACAGUGAUGAACGUAGGGAAACACCAUCUGGUAAUAAAUUGGUGUAUGAAAAUAUAAAUAGGUUAUCAAUCCCUAGUGCCUCAGGGGUCAGGAGAGGUCGUUUGACAUCAACCAGUACCUCAGACUCCCAGAACAUUAACAACUCUGCUCAGAGGAGAACUGCGCUAUUGAACUAUGAGAACUUGCCAUCCUUGCCUCCUGUUUGGGAAGCCCGCAAGAUGAGUAGAGAUGAAGAUGACAGUUUAGGACCAAAGACCCCAUCUCUGAAUGGCUACCACAAUAACCUAGAUCCAAUGCAUAAUUAUGUCAAUACAGAGAAUGUAACAGUACCAGCAAGUGCUCAUAAAGUAGAAUUUACACGACGUCGGGACUGUACCCCAACAGUCUUUAACUUCGACAUUAGGCGUCCAAGUUUAGAACACAGGCAGCUCAACUAUAUACAGGUUGACUUGGAAGGUGGUAGUGACUCCGACAACCCUCAGACUCCAAAAACCCCCACCACUCCACUUCCGCAAACUCCAACCAGGCGCACAGAGCUGUAUGCUGUGAUAGACAUUGAAAGAACUGCUGCUAUGUCAAGCUUGCAAAAAGCACUGCCCCGAGAUGAUGGUACUUCUAGGAAAACUAGACAUAACAGUACUGACCUGCCUAUGUGAGCCUGGGAAGCAUUAAAUCAUUUGCACCUUUUGUGAAGUUUAUAAAAUUGAAGAUGCAAGUACUUUGCAUUUCUUAACACUAACGCCUUUUAUAGACUAAUAGAAUUUUUUCUGCAUACUUCAUGUACUUGUCUAACUAAAGGGAAUUAAUGUAGAGCAAGUAUUCAUUUAGGUAACACUAUUUCAUUCUACAGUAGUAGUAACUAGUGCGUAGCAGCAGCGUCACCACCUUUCACAGUGCCUCUUUAAACUGAUUAGAGUCUGAGUGAUGUGCCAGUUUUGAAUUUAUAAAUAUUCUGGUCUGAUGCCUAUACUCAUUAAUGGCAUUUAUAACACUUUUUAAAGCCUGUUGAUACGUGCAUUAUUAGCAGGUCAACCUAAUCUUUCAAGAUACAUAUUUUGCGUUCAUUCCUCAUUGAAGUGGCUCUUCCAGAAUGAAAUGUAUGUAAUGCAUUAAUUCAUUCAGUUUGAUGUACACAAGAUAUAUUGGUUCAUCUCAAGGGAUAUAAACACCACACCUUUUUUGUCUGUGUUGCUUUUGUUUUUUGUUUGUUGGGGGUUUGGGUUUUAUUUUAAGACCACAUGGGCAAGAAGGCCUGUAAUUCCUGAUAGUUUUCUUAACUUGUGAGAUACUUGAGAGGGCACAAAGUUCGUUGAUCACAGCUAUAAACACAUGUAAACCCAGCCUUAAGCUCCUUCCGCUAGAAGAGAAUUCCGAGUGGCAUAUCAAGUUCCUUGUGAAAUCUGACAGAAUUUUAAUCUCAUUAGUGUUUUGGUUUUUUUCGGUGAAAGAAUUCACAGGUUGGCUGUAUGAAUUAAGGCUCUUUUGUAAUUUUGUAGUUCAGUGUGCCUUCCUUUCUUUGCAUUUGUGCGUUUCUUUUUUAUCUGUUCCAUAAUGUCUUGUUUUAAAAGUCAAAAUUUUGUACAUAACUUUAAUUAUCAUUCAGGGUCAUUUAUGUGUUUGUCUUACUCUCUGCAUUUGACAAAGAAAGACUCUUGAAGGUCAAAUGGUUGUCUUUGUCCAGUGUUCUACUUUUACAUGCCUGACAGAAAUAUCCCAGCUCUCUAGCAGCAUGCAUUAUUGCACAACUGGUUUAUUAUGCAGCUAUCGUCUUCCUCUAAAGCAUUAGACGCAGGUUACACGGGAGGCAGGGUACUGGACUUGAUAGUUCUUUAUAGAAAAUUGCACAUUCUAGCAAUGUGCAUCCAUAGUUGAUAGUAUACUUUUAAUUUAGAAAGAUAUGUAAUAAAUUAUCUGAAGGUAGUAUUAUCUAUGAGCAUACUUCUUUUCUUUUGCAGUUGGUGAAUUUGAUUACAACAAUGGCUGCUCAGUGUUAAAGGUAUAUCCAGGUAGAAUGUUUGUGGAAUAUGCUAGAUGCACUCUUAGCAGGAGUUUUUGGGGUUGGCUUUGGUUUGGUUUUUUUCUAAUGCGCAAGAAUUGUAGAAUUCUGGCAGUAUUGCAGGUGCACCUUGAUACUAGCAGCAGCAGUGAUUACUCUCCAGACUGUGAUUGCAAAGGAAUUGACACUUAUGUGAACUGGUGUGAUGUAAAAUAACCCUUGAACUGUGAGGAAAAACAUGCAAGAAAAGCCAUUUGGAGAUCUGAAAAAAAAUAAAGGUCUUCAUGCAAUAUUUGAAGUUUUAUUAAAAAAACCACAACAAACUACAAUUAUUUUCAGUCUUUAUAUUGGAGUGUAUUCCUGUUGCUUUGUUAGCUUUUUCUGUGGUCUUCUCUCAGUUCAGUAGUGGCAGCAGUAGCAGCACCUGAAAUACGUGUGUCUUGCCACACUGUUAAGGGAUAUCAGGCAACCUUUUCACUCUGACUUUCAUUAUUCUUUACAGACUGUACAGUACUGAAAUACCAGAUGCACAAAGAACAUAAUUUGCAGAAGUAAAAAAUAGGAGUCAUUGAAACCAUUAUGAGGAACUUAAAUGAGAUGAAAAAAACCCACCUCAUUAAUAAUUUCACGGUCAACCUAUGCAUACUCUUGUGAUAGACUCGUUGACUUGUGGGGAGACCUUGGUGCUCAAGAAAGUAAUGACUACCUAGAGCUAGAUGUUUUCCAGGUCUGCAGUGUUAGUGCUCCUUCACAUCUUUGCCGUUGCCUCACCUUAGGCUAUGGACCAGUCUUGGCCUGUACUGAAGAUAAGUUACCAGGUGUUGCAAAAUACUGGGUUAACGUGUGGUUCUUGUUCUUAGCUUACAGCUCACUUAAAUUCGUGAGCAGAACUAAUGUUUCAGCAUGUGUUUCGAGGCAAUUGUGUUUGAUCUAGCUAGCUGCCUAGAAAUAUUUGGUCUCCACUGUAUAGUAUGGGUGUUUCAGAAAUACUAAUUAAUUGGAUCCUUAAAAGAGACCUAUGAGGCAGGGAAGUUGACAACUAGGGAAACAGAGGCUUCAAGUAGGUCCCAAGUGACCUGCUGAAAUUAUACCAACCAACCAUAUCCCUCCUUAGUUUGUUGCGCUUUCCUGUGCAUUUAUCCUGAAUAGUCUCAGAUCAUACAAGGCAUAAGUAAUUUUAUGUUGUUGCAAGAUUUACAGUACUACUUAGGCGGUGUUUUCUUAGCUCUGGUCCCCAAAAUUGAGAACAUACUGAAAUUUCAACUUUCUGUAGCCUUAAUUAUAUUGACAAGUGUGACAACAUAUUUUCCAUAUUUUUACCCUCUUAAAUUUUACAGGCGGGAAUAUGCUUUCUCAUUUUGUCUAUGCUGCAAACAUACCCGGUAGUCCCUGUUACCCAUGCUACUCAUCUUUAGCAUUCCUUAUUUUCUGCCCCUUGAAGUAGAUGUAGUUGCAAUGCACUUUACCCUUCAAGACUUGGUAAAUAUUUUUUUCAGUUCAGUCUCUUCUAAAGGCUGUGAUGUUAGGUUUAGUAUCUGUAAUCCUGGAUUCGGUUUUCAGCUGAGAUCCCUCCGCAGUAUUUAGAUCAUAUUUAUUUUGGGCCCACAGGUGUAUAGACUGAGAAACUACAAGUAUGCAAUCAUUUUCCUUAGUAACGUUAACGGAGACAUGUUAAGUUUACAUAAACUAGGUCCUGCAAAAAUGGCAGCAUCUCUGUCUGCUCUACUUUUUAUCCAUAACAUGCAGUUGGCUGCUACCAUUCAAGCUCGUCUGACAAGGGAAGCCUUUAACUGUAGGUAUUCCUUUCAUGCAGUGAUUUGGGAAAGGCGUACAUCAGUGUAUCUUUCCAUCAAGGAAACAGAGUUGAUAAAAAAGAUGAAACAGUGACCAAAAGUACAUAAUAAAGAUUGUACCAGAAAUAGAGUUAGUGAGAAUUUAAUCCAUUGGUUAUAUCAGGAAAAUAAUUUUUUUCUCAAAUUGAUGUCAAGAGAAGGACCAGGUUUUUUGGUUUUGUGGUGUUUCUUGGUGGCUCCAUGAAACACUAUAAAAAAGACCAUACUGAAAACCUUAACUCUCGUUAGAACAUUUUUUGUUUCCCCCAAUAAGUACAUUUGGCAUGACCGGGGUUGAAUGUAAUGGUGUGCAUUCCUGUUCCUAUUGAAGUCUGCAGGACUUUUAUAGAAAUAUCCAGUGUUCAAAUAGACAUUUCAUAUCAUAAAAUGGUUAAACACCACACACACACACCCCUUCCCUCAGAUGUUUGGAUAUUUGUACAUGUGUUUACAUCUCUGACUAGGGCUUGGGGUGUAAAAAGUGCCACAGAAAGGAGUAAGCUGUACAAAGUCCAAACCAGUGUCAAAACAGGGCUGUUUUUUUUGCAGAUGACAGACCAGCAGUUGAUUUUGCUGGUUUUACAACAGUGUGUAUUGGCUCAAAAUCUGGCUAUCCUUGUUUUUAUUUUAUAUUUAACCACUUCUCAAUGAGACGGUCUGGAGAGAGAUAGUCAUUAUUCACUGUCAGUGAAGGAAAAUGCAAGUUCUGAUUAAUGUUAGUUACUACUUCGAGCAUAUAAUGAUGUAUCCGAUUUGGACCUCUAAAAUACUCUAAGCAGUAUUCUCUUCGUGUAAGGUGGGAUCAAUGGUGAAAUUCCAUUUCUGCACUGUAGUAAUUUAUUUAAUGGCUGCAAAUAAGAUGAAACUAAUUUAGUAGGAACUAAUAGUGGACUUAAAUCUUAAAUUCUCCUAUUUCCCCUAAAGAAGUUUGGUCCUUCAGUGUGAUAGAUAGAAUUAGGUAUUUUUUGAAUUUAAUGAUAAGAUCUUUCCCAUCUUUUCCUUGAGGUAGCAAUUCAGGCAUUUAUAUUUGACAGUAUUUACUUAAUAUAAACAUAAGUUCAUUUAUCAUAUCUUUAUUUUAAAUUCAUAUACACUCCAAAAAAAAAAAUCCAGAAGAAAUUCCAUCACAAAAAACUGCGUUAAGAUGGAGUCAAGGUUGCUGAUGUCCUUCUUACAGAGCAUAUACGAAAAAGACAGGAAGUCAUGAGUUGAGGUUCUUUCACAAUCGUUAGGAAUUACUUCCUCUUUUGGACAAGAUAAGUGAAUACGAAAAGACAAACUUAGCAGCUGCAACUCUGACCAUGUACACAUUAUUUCUUCUGAUACUGUACUUUAAGUGUGUGACUAAGUCUGUCAGAUGUCUUAUGAGGCUAUUACCCUAACACGGUGUUUACUCCAGAUUAACGCAGUAUUUUGUUUGGAAAUAAUGUAGGUCUACAGAUAAAAUACGAGAGACAAGUUACCUUAAAGUUGGUGAAACAAGUGUUGGACAUUUCUCUAUUUUUAUAUAUUACAAAGGGCAUUUUGAAAUUUUUCUUGCAGUUUUAUUGAUUUAGUGUGGUAAUAUACAUAUAUUGUGACAAUGUUUUCUGCUAUAUCCAUUACUUUGGUGUAAUUCUAUUUUAUGUAGCAAAUACGUGUAUAUACAAAAGAGAUUAUGUAAAAAAUAUGAUUAAGAAAUAGGCUUGAGCCCUUGAGAAUAGGGACUGUCUUCCUCUGUGUCUGCAAAGUACUUAAUGCCUUGGGGUGCCAGCCACAACUCCUGUCUGAGACCUGUGGUGACUGAAUUGCCAAGCGAUGAGCGUGGAGGAGCAGCUCCUCUGCUUUCCACGAGAAGCCUUAGUACAAAAGAUGCCGUGAAGCUCACCUUGCCACUCCCUGGUGCUGGGGCUGUGCUGUACAUGCUCUUUUCCAGCGCCACCUGCCAACAACCCAGAGAGCCCGGAGUCCGUGUGUCCUUUAUGCCAGUCCUUCCCCUGGGCAGUAGGAAAGGAAGUCUGGGGUAGGAGCUUUGAUGUCAUCAGGGAAUCUUCCUUGUUAGCAGGGUGAUCCUUCCGGAGCUUGUUCGGGCCUCAUGCAGUGUCCUUUGAAACCAAAUGAAUGAUGCGUGUUGACUUCAGGGGCCACUGGAUGUGCUCCUACAAGAUCCGAGUUCUGCUGACAUAACAGCUCUGUUACACCUGAGGACCUGGUUGGUCAAGUUCUUCAGGAAUGGUUUAAAAAUACUGUAAAAAUAUAUUUAAUUACAUGUACUAAAAAAAUUUCCUAUUUGUUGUGGUCAGCGUUCAGAUGACUAUGUGAAUUUUGAUUUCUUAGUGAUACUUGCAUAUAUAUUGCUUUAACUAUUAUGUAUGAAAGAGGAAGUGAUUCUAAAGUGUGAAAGAUCAGGAUUACACCUGCUUUUUAAUGGUUAUGUUAUUUAGCAAUGGAUGUCAGCAAAUUUAACUCCAUAUUAAUGCAGUUUUUUUGCAUUAGAAUAUGUGUGUAUAUCAUACACCCACAUUUUAUAUAUAAUACGUUAUAUAUAUUUGGUACUAACUUUGUAUUUUCCCUGAAAUUUUGCCAAAUCUCGAACACAGAUGUUCUCACUUGUAAGACUUUGGUACUUAAUAACUGAAUGUAUAAGAAAUGCUCUGGUAUGAAAGUGUGUUGUAUGAUGUCCCACAACACAGAGGUCUCAACCAGCAGGCACGUUGCCUUUUUCACAUCUUGCUUCAUUGCAGCAUCACCUUUCAUCUCCUGAAAAACAGUCUGUUUAAACUGCAGACCUGCCAUCGCAGUACUGCUGAAUACCACACGCUAGCAUGAAAGCUGACUGGUAGUAGUAAAAAUACAAUAGUCACCAGUGUGCCACAAAUGCAUUUAUUAAAUGCAGAAAUAGACGUUUCUACAAAGGCCAAAAUCUUAUGUUGUAUGUUCCUUUCUUGUCAUUACAUUGUAUGAUAUUGUAAGAUUAUUGUAUGUCCUAAUUUGCAUUAUAAAAUGUUUUUUCCUACUUAAAGGCAUAAAUAUAGCAACUUUGUAUAAAGGUAGCUUUCUAGAUUUUUAUUUCUUUUAUAUAAAAAUGUCUAAACAGUGGGAGUACCAUUGCCAAAUUGUUUAUAAAAUUUCAGUUACUUUGCCCUGUUCAAUGAAUUUCUUUUUACAAACAUUCCAUGUUUCUUUUAUGAAAAAAAGUGAUAUUAUACUAUGCAGAAAGAGUGUAUUUUUAUGCCAUUCCACAUUAAUCUUAAAAAAAAAUUCAUGCCACUUGUUUUAAGCUGUCAUCUUUGAGAAAGCUUACCAAAUGUGCAUUUUUUAAAAAUCUAUUAUGUAUUAUGAUAACAUUUUCCCCCUUUACCAGUGCCAACUUCAUUUGAAAAAAAAAUAAUUGUAGCAUGGCAAUAAACUAUUGAUUUUACAUUGAAAA
Molecule: messenger RNA, 8469 nt
Organism: Falco peregrinus (peregrine falcon)
Lineage: Eukaryota; Metazoa; Chordata; Aves; Falconiformes; Falconidae
Gene: FRS2
Product: fibroblast growth factor receptor substrate 2
Exons: 8
Coding region: 362-1888 (508 amino acids)
Biological process (GO): cell surface receptor protein tyrosine kinase signaling pathway
Cellular component (GO): cytoplasm; cell-cell junction
Source: RefSeq, a predicted model, not a curated record